AAACAUGUCUGCGAAGGCGGAAGCUCGUUUCACACUAGAAGAAGCCCGAGAUGACAGGAAUUAUUUAACAGGAUGUGAAUUGGAAUUGUUCUUUUGUCGAAAGACUUUCCUGUGGGGCGUUGCUGCAAAUUUUCACAAUGAGUUUCGAUAGGCAGCACUUGCGAUUUUCAGUGGAUUUGUCCUCUAAGACAGGACACGAGGCGAUCUUGACUCACAUCGACGGAGAACUGAAACAUUUGGAGCAUGUCAGAGAAUAUCUCACCAAACGAGCUAAAGUCGAACUUGAUUAUGCUUCAGCUUUGACCAGAAUAAACACGGUUGCUGCUAAGGUUAUCAACGACAACGAGAAAGAAAGCCCCAUAAGAAAGGUAAAGUUUUCGGUCCUUUAAACUUUAUAUGUUUCUAUAUGUUUAGUUCGGAGAUAAUCGACCGGUGUGGUGGGCUUGAUCAUUGAUUCUUCAAUUUGAUUUCGUAUCUAUCGGAAAUCGUUAAGAAAUCUUGCUAAGUAUAAAAUCAUGGCAGUUUCGUUUUAACGAAAUUUUUCUUAUUUGGUUAUUGUUUUAUUAUUGUGUAUUUUUAUGUAUUGUGUGAUAUUAUGCGGCAGCAGUUCGCAGUAAGCUUGUUUUCAUUUUAAUUGCGUUCAUCACAUUCUUUGGCUCUCCGAUGCCGAAUGUUAUGUCUUGUUUUCUGUUAAAACCCGGCAGUGUUCCAUUUUAUCUUAAAGUUAUUUGUUUCGUCUUUUACUCUCUGUCAUCAGCCCCCACUACAUGUAUUUCAAAACUUUGUUUUAUUGUAAUAACAUAUUAGUUUAUUUAUACAGUAGUUAUAAAAUUAUUUGGUAUUUGACUUCCCUGACAAUGUAGGACUUGCAAUGCAAAUUUAUCAUUUUUGAAGGUUAAGCCAACCAAUAUUGCAACAGUAGAUAACUUUCUCGAAAUGCGUGGGCUAGUUGAUAUUUGUUGAAGAAAAUGAAAGGUUCACCCAGAAAAUGCAACUUUUGUAUUGGACAACACUGACAGGAUAUACAUAUAUUUUUAUACGAUUGAACUAAGCUUUCCUUUGUCCAAUUCUUUUUUUCAGGUUAUCUAUUUAAAAAAAUAAAAUGAAUAUGACAAAAUAAUAUUAUUCAUCUUGUAUUCUAAUACACUAACAUUCAGAAAUUCUGGAGCACAUGUAUCAAGAUUUCCUUCAACCUUUUUUGCAGUAUGACGGUAUUGCUGUACAUCUGCCUGUUGUAGGCUGCAGAAAAUGCAUAAAACAGAGUUUUUUAUUUUAAUUUAUGAUGUCAUGUUGAGGUUGUAGACUUGCCAAUUCUGAUAGUCCCUGCUCUGGCAUGCAAUUUUGUGGCAGCUGUGUACUGAUAUCAUUCAAUGUAUGGGUUAUAAAUAAAACUGUAGCUUAAACUCCAUUAUCAAGGUGUGAUUUUGCGGUGUCGGCAUUUAAGGAAAUAGGCUUGAAAUAUUUUAAUAUCUGACUGUUCAUUAUAGAUAUGCUUUGUAUUGAUCUGUUUGUCAUCUUAUAGCAUUGGCUAACACACUGUAGGAAAUUCCAAAUCUAUAGUUUGGGGAUGUAAGGCUGGGAAUUUUAUUCCUAACUAAACUAAUAUUAAUAUAUAUUUCAGUAAGUACAUUAUUUGAGAACACAGCGCUAGCACAAGGUAUUUGUCAUGCUAAUUUAUAAAUAUGUCAAGGUCUGGGGCGACGGGCAUAAUUUAUUAGUCUUGUAAAAAAUAUAUUUUAUAUGUUUUAUUUUACUUGCUCAGAGCCUGUUUUCAGUGUGAAUAUGUCAUAAUGUAUUAAUGAACAGAAAUAUUACACAUGUAAGUUUAUUUCAGUGUGCUGUUAUCUCAUUUUUUUACCAGGCUUGGGGCACAUAUAUUGCAGAAAGUGAAACAAAGGCCAAGUUGAUUACAGAAUUUACCAACAUUUUGAAUUCUACUACAUUAAAAAGAGUGGACCAGCUUAUUGAGGACAAGAGAAAUUUAUUGAAAAAGUACAGGGUUGAAAAGUUUAGAGUUGAUAGUGGCUACAAACAGGAAUCUGAUGAAAUUGACAGACUAAGAAAAACUUACCAAGACAAUGCGAAGGAAUCUGAGACUGGGAAAAGAAAAUAUGAGGAAGUUUGUGCAAAGGAUAAAAUAAAUGGCAAAGACUGGGAGCGUUCAAAAGAUAAAUACGUGAAAACGACUAUGAAACUUCAUCAUAAUCAUAAUGAUUAUGUGCUUGCCCUGAAAUCAGGAAAUUGCCACCAAGGAUUCUAUAAUGAUGUUUUCGUUCCUACAAUGUUAAAUUCUUUACAAUAUUUGCAAGAAGAGUAUGUGGAGGAAUGGUAAGUUUUAACUGGCAUAAAUUAUGUAACAAGCCACAAAAGCCACUCGUACUAGUCAGUCCUGAAGACUAAUAAUUAUUACAGUCAUUGCUUGCAGCUUUGCAGUUUUGUUGCACUUAUUGGAUUUCUGCUUCUAAUACAAUUACAAAACCAUAACAUAACAUUCUAGAAAAGGUUCUGGUGUUCACAGUUUUCUUAGUCUUAACAGUAAAAGCUUUUAUUGGGUCUAUAUUUUUUAUGCUGAGACUAAAAGCCAGAAAGUUAGGGAAUACAGUCAACUAGGUUCCUCAUCAGACACCUCACAAGCUAUAAAAGUAUAUUUUACAAACACCUCACUUAGACAGGGCUAAGAGACAUGAAUUCUAGCUCUUCUUUUGAACAAGCAGCUCUCCCCUUUUUUCUUGCCCAGAGCCAUUGCUUGCUUAUAUUUAGUUAAUGGUUUAGCGACGUGAUGACUUAUGUAGACCCUUGUUGUAAGCUUCACUCUUUAAUCCCUAAAAAGAAGCACUUUAUUUGAGUGUCAAGUGCUAACUGCGGACACCAUUUUUUACGUCUCCUACUGGAGACAGGACGGCCAUUUUAGGUGGUCAUCCAAGCCACGCGAAGGUCUACCAGUUUGCAGCGCAAAGGCAGUACCUUCAUUUCUCAGUUAUUUUAAGACCCUGAGUAUUGGCCCGGGCCCGGGAAUCAAACCCGCGACCUCCUGCUCGGCAGUCAAACGCUCUACCAUUCAAGCUAAUCCUGGUGCGGUUGAAGGGUUAAGUCUUAAGAGUGCCUAAUAUCCAGAUUCAAAUUCUCCAAACUAAUUUCCUUACAUUUACUUAAAGACUUAGUGGAGAGAAUUAGACAGAAGAUCACAGAAUUCUCUCUUACAUGUAGGUGAUCAUCUUAAUAAUUCUCAUAACCUCUUCUGCUUGAUUAUGCAUUGAUACCGUUAGCAGAAAAUUGAUGAUGAUCACUCUUAGGACUCAACCAUUUAAGCUCCGAGAUCCACAUUCAAAUUCUCCAAACUGAUUUCCAUACAUUUCCCAUAGAACAAGUUGAGAGAAUUUGUUAAAAGAUCAAAGCAUUUUCUCUUACGCGAUCAUUUGAUUAAUUUUUAUAAUCUUUUCUGCUUGAUACAGUAAGGAGAAAAUUGCUUUUGGGACUUAUGGGUUAUAAAAUAAAGUUACUCUCCCAACAAGAAAAUCUUCUUAUCCUGAGAAUUUAACCAAAUGGGACUUAUUUCCAGCUAUUCUAGAGUUGGUGCCUGCAGGUUUUCAGUCAUUUUCUUUGACUUCUCUCUAUAAAGGUGGACACCUUUCUAAUUGGACAGGCUAUCAGUGUUGGUGCCUGCAAUAGUAAGCUGAUUUAGCAACAGAACAGAAAUGUCAUUUGACAACGGUAAAGUGCUUGGAAAGGACUAAACUUGACUUCUGGUGCCCAAUUUGCCGCUCUACUUUUGGUCAAGCCAGCUGUUUGCUUUGCGUGGGCUGUCGUCAAUUGACGUUCCCGUUCUGUUGCUAAAUCAGCCUAAUGUCCAUCUUAGAGGGAACUGAUUGUAUUUUGUAGUUGGAUUUAGGAAAGGUCUUCUGCAGGAUGUUUUGGUUCUUCUGCAGUUUUUCAGUCAUUUUCUUCGACUUCUCUCUAUAAUUACUUUAGGCGGACACCUUUCUGAUGAGACAGGCUAUUAGUGUUGGUGCCUGCAAUAGCAUUUAUCUUAGAGAAAAGUGACUGUAUUUUGUUGUUUCAUUAAUUUAGGAAAGAUCUGCUGCAGGAUGUUUUUCAUCUUACAAACUGUUGCCGAGAAGAGUAUAUGUCAUCAAGCCAAGCAGUACAGGCCAGUGUCACGGAAGUAAAAAGAGACCAAGAGUAUGCAAACUUUAUCAAUAAGAACAGGUAUUUUGUCGAUGGUAUUAAUACAUACACCUUGGUUAAAAAAUAUGGAUGGAAAAAGGUUAAUGAUCCCCCCAAACUGCAAAACGGUCGGGUUUUUUCUCAAAGUCAGUCCAGUGUAGUGUAAGAGUGAGGCCCUAUGGGCAAUUGACUGUCCGUUUUCCAUACAAUGAGUUUGUUCUGACCAGGGGAUUCAAAAAUGUUGUCAAGCUGUCAAAACUCUAUUCACAACUCCUCCCUCUUUGUAAAUUUGAUACACCCAGUGGCUUCAAAUCUUGUGUUGAAUGCUGUAUCCAGUCUUGAGCAUUGUUUCUGUGUGCAAUGUAUAUAGUGUUUUCUGGAAGUUCCAAAAUGAGCAGAAGUGGCAGUAUGCCAACAAAGCCUGUUGCUGCUCCUCAAAGAGGGAGAAAGCCAAGCAUAGUGCUGCAGAUAAUUGUAGAAUGUGUGGCUGUUGUUUCAAAGGACAGUUCGGCAAUUUAAAGAGUGGCUGCAUGGAUUAUAAGCUCUGAAUGUUUGUUGCCACUACUAUAAAAAGGUGAAACAUUACCAAAGUUGGCUGACCUUCUAAAAACAAACUUUUCGUUGUCCUCACAAAGGAGAACCUUUCUCCACAACAGUUUUCUUGCCUGGUUAAUUAGAAACUGUGCUGCGACGCUUUUGCCAAUGAGAGAAAAACGGGACACGUCAACAGACAAUGACUUCAUCACAGUAGGGAACAUCGUGAAUAACUUGUUGGAAACUUAACUUGACAGCUUGUUAACAGCUUGCAUCAAAAUUUAGCCAAUAGGAAUUGCCCAUGGCUGGGAGAAGUGGGUAGAUCAAACAAAUAUAAUGUAUGUAAAACGGACAGUCUGUAUUUUUAGUGUCUCUCUCCAGUCUGGCUCUCUGUACGUUUUCAGCCUAGCUCUAGACGUUUUGUUUGACUGUUCACACGUACUUGAACAUGUAAAAAUACAGACUGUUUUCGAAGAGACUUAAGAACACAUUUAUUUAUAGCAACUGUAAUUAAAUUUUUAGCUUCAUAUGUGUACAUUUUUCAUAUUUUUAUUAGAUUUUAUUAUUGUAACGAUUAAUCUAAUUCAGCUUUUGGCUGCGAUUUUAAUCAGAAUAAACUAUCUAUCUAUCUGUCUGUUUUGCAGUCUAUAAUCCCCCAGAAACAUGAGUUUUUACCCUAGAUGUUUGCUACUAAUUAAUGCGCUACAGUCAGUGUCACUUCCUUUUUUAAUAAUUAAGACAGCAGUUAAGGGGCAGAUUAUCCUCACAGAACAUUAGUUUGUCCCGAUUUGUUGAAAUAAACAUUCAUAUUCAUUCAUAUUUCAAUACCCAUGACUGCUGUGGCUUGACACUUUCAAAAAAUAUUCACUUGAGGUCUGAGUAAAUUUAAGUACCUCUGUCCCUUAUAUAACCUGUGCCACAGAAGAAACUAAACUUCUGUUCAAGUCAGUCUGCAAAACAGUGCUGAAACCCUUUUUCUGGGCGGCACCUCAGGCUUGUCCGAACUAACUCUCACUUGACUUUAAAUCAUUGUUGCACUGCUACUUUUUGGUCCAUAACUGUAGAAAUUGACCACACGAUUGUUGUUUCAUCUUUUUUCUCUUUUGUUUUCUGGCAGACAGAAUCAAAAACCAGCUCUAGCAUUCAUCUUUGAUCCAACUCUUCUUCAACUGACAUCAACAGGGGUAACAGCUGAUGAAUUAGUGUUGAACGAUUUGACUAUGGAGAAACUUGAAUACAGGUGUGUUUUGAUUCUUAAAUUUGCUUUUUCAUUGUGUCCCUUAUUCUGACUACCGCUAGUUAUCCAUAGUUUCACUCAUGCACUUGUUAACCAUAUGCUAAUAUUAAUUUUCUAAAAGUUCAAUCCAGGUGAACCUCCAUGCAAUCACCUCUCCUAUUAAAAGUGCCAUAACCACCUCCCAUACGGGAACACCUAUCCCAAACCCCUAUGAACAUAAUAAUAUUUUCCUAGUCAAAUUACUAUUGUAGGAAGCUUUCGUAAAUGGCCAACUCUCGUAUGUAACCAGGACCACUUUUUGAAGAGACAAUUUUUCCACUGUUUUUACCCUCUAGUAAGCGACCACUCAACGCAUGGUCUGAUCUCUAUGUUCACUAUGUGUACUAUGCUACUUCUAAGGAACUUUAAGUGAGAACACAGAGCUUAAUAUGAUUAUAGCAACUUAUUAGAAAUUGCAUGCAGUAAAUUCACCUUCAAAAAGUGUAUGUGUUGGGACCCUUGCUUGGAAAAGACCCUCUGUGGUUGGAUUCUUGUAACUGACCACUGAAUCUUCACAUUUUGGUUGGUUGCUUAUGAAACUUGUUAAACGUCCCUCCGCCAGUCCCCAAUACCUGACAGCCAAUCUGGUUUUAUCUGUUGGUGUGAAAAGAAAAUAAGCAGUGGGUUUCUAAUUUGUACUGCCUUUCUCCUAGGAGAAAUUAUCUUACCAAGGAAAUUGAAACUAUCGAACAGCAGCUUGAAGCUAAAGUGAGUUUUACUGUCAAACUCAGAAAACCGUGAACGGCUAAAAAAUUUCAGGAAUGUUGAUUGUGUAGUGACCAAUCACAAUGAAGUUCAGGACAUGCGAGCCAACCACAAAACCACAAACUAACUACUGUUGCUUUUUCCGGUUUACUGGUUUCUCACACCUUAUUGGCUUUCUCUUCGCAACACAAUAACAUUCCAUGAAUACUUCUGAUAUUCAUGGUUUUGUGAGUUUCACAGUAAUACAGAAUGUGGAAUGUUACUUUCCUUUUCGUAAUAUUUUAGGCCCAAAUAGUAUCAAUGCAUACAUAUUUUCUCCACACUGUAAAUAGUUGAUAAUUAAAACACACCAAGGGUGGUUUCAUCUGCAACGUAUGCAUAUAGCUGUCACAUUACUGGAAUUUCUUAGUGUUUUGAAGCUUAAAAACAAGAGAAAAUUCUAGUGGGUAAAUGCAAAUAAGUUUAGAUCUACCUCAAAAGUCACUUGUUAUAUUUACUUCAUUUCUAAGUGCAUCUUUACCAAAGUUUUACCAGAAUUUUUGGAACCUUGAUAUAAAAUAAAUUUCUGCUAUUUACCCUUUGCAGUAUUUGCAGAAGUAGUGCUAGUGAGGCGGAGCAAAUGCCUGAAACAAAUAAUUGAAAUCAAACGUGAUGGGGUUAAGAAUCCCACCAGUUGGCUAUUUAUAACCGUGGUCGAGGAUUUGAACUUGGCUGGGGUGACUGAGAACAUUACUCCAGCUAGCGGUCAGGAAGGGCCACUACUGCCGAGAGGGUCAUGUGCCCAACCCCUGAAUUUUAAAAGCGUCUUGUGUCGGUGUUUAUAAGCAACAUCGCUUAUUGUCAACUUUGCCGUCUACUGUUGCAAUUUGGCCAAGGAAGGUUGCCUCAUUAAUGCAUGAUUUCCAAAUUUUAUCGCUGCCGCUACUUUUGACCAUGUCGACAUCAGGAAUUUGCCCUGGCAGUGCCUCGAUCAAGGCGGGACUGGGUUUCGGGACCUCUGAAACGCGGUCCGCUUUCUUGGCUAAGACCCACGCUGCCCUCCUCAGCCUGAGCCAUAUAUAUAUAAUGAAGUAGUAAUAUUGACAUAAGAUGGAAAAGAAUCUCAAUAUAAUAAAACUCAUUAUAGUGGACACAUUUUGCCUGUCCCUUGCUGUUCAUCAGGCUCUAUCAAGGUUCCACUGUAUGACACUGACCAGAGGAUUGUUUUGAGCCUUCACUGAUUGUACAUUACAUUUUCUAGCAAAAGGAACAUGAGCAAGAAAACAAUAAACUUCACGGGGAAAAACAAACAAAUGAAGACCACUUAAGGUACAAGUAAAAAACUUUUAAAAAUACAUCUUGCUGCUUAAUAGCAAGGAAUACAAAAUACACACAACAACAAAAUUUAAAAUGGUACCUUAACCUAGCUCUAGUUUUAUAAUGUUUAAGAAUUAUUUGAACCCUAAAAUUCUUGUUUUUUAACCUUUGCUUUAGCAAUUACACAAUCGAUAAUGGGUUUUGGGUAAGCUUAACACUUUAAGCCCCAAUAUACACAUGCAAAUUCUCCAAACUGAUCUCUAUACAUUUCCUUUAAGAAUUAGUUGAGAGGAUGUGAUAAAAGAUCAUGACAUGUUGUCUUUGGUGAUCAUUUUAUUAAUUCUCAUAACUUUAUCUCUUGACAAUGUAUGGAUAUUGUUAGGAGAAAAUUGAUGUUGGUCACUAUUGGCACUUAAAGGGUUAACAACUGGGACUUAUGUUGUACUGGCCCUAGAUCAUCUCAAGUGAGUAAGAAAAUGUUUAGAAAUGCAUACAGUUGCUACGAUAACUAAGUAAAAGGGAUCAAUGCUCCUCAUCCUACAAUAAUGUUCUGUAACAAUAUUAUCCUGGAAAAUAUAAAUUGGAGAAGAAGGGGUAUUGUUUCUCAUCUGUUGGGGGACAAAGACUGUCCAUGCCGACUGCUCUUGUUGCCCUCUUUUUAAGUGGUUUUUUCAAGAAGUCCUGACUUCAGCACCUUGGCCAAUGAUGCUUGCUAAACGUCAGCUGGUUAAUAUAAUAACAUGGAUUUUUUACUGUAUUGUUUUGUUCCUAAACAUGCAUAUGUUUCCUUUGUUACUUAGUUUGCACGGCUAGCUUCUGUACUAGUAAUUAACACUUCCAAGGUUAGACAAUGAUGCAGUCUUCAAUACUGUUGAAGUUCGAAGUUUGUUUUGUAACAUUUGCUUUAUUUUUGUGGUUUGAUAGCAUCAUUCAAAAGGAGCAGAAUGUAGCUGUUCUAAGCUGGCAUGUAGAAGAUCUAAAGUGCAAAAAAACUAAGCUAGAGGUACAUGUAUCAUAUUUUAUUAUUAUACACCAUUAUUUAUUGUUAUUUACAUUAUUAUUUGAGAGUAUUGUGGUAACUAUUUAAGCCCCAAUAUCAACAAGUAUAUUCUUGCCACUGAUCUCCAUAGAUUGUACACAUGAGGAGAAUUUUCUUUUGCAGUCAAGACAUCUUAUCAUUGUUAGUCAUCUUCUUUGCUUUUUUAUUAAAGCAAGUGUUUAGGUGGAGAUGUUACAGGCCAAAAUUAAAUUCAGGUUAAAAUUUUUUAACCUAGGUGGAUUCACAAUUUCCUUUGUCUCCUAGCCUGUUGUCCCUUUUUCGAGCUAAAGAACACUGAUGCGUUUUCUGCAUACAUUUUUUCUACAACAGUAAGGGGAAAAUGAGUAAAACAAGUACAGGACAAUGUUUAGCACACACAAAAAAGCAUAUACACAAAAAAUCGGCAAUUUUUGAGCAGUUUCAACUUUAGGCAUAUUUUUCAAAUGUGCCCUUUUUCCACCGGAACCUUAUUCAUGAAGUAAGGCUAAGAGACAGAGAAAAUUGAGAAACAACCUAGGUUAAAAAUAUUUUAACCUGAAUAUAAUUUUGCCCUGUAAUAGAGACCUGGUUGUUAAGCUGUAACUUGUGUCAUGUUAGCCACUUCACACACACCGAAACCUAACUGUGAAUCUGGAGGUGAGGGUUAUAUUGUGUCUGCAUCAGUUGUGGGAUUGUUUCUUAGGCAUGCCAGCCGCUGCAGAUGGGUACCCUGUGGCAUACUGCUCGGAAUAAUCCUGUGUAUCUUUACCUUAAACCUCUCAUUCUCUAUUUUAGAAAAUGUGCAACAUGAUUGCUGUCGUACUUGACAGACUGGGCAAUAAUCAACCUCCAAAGUUUGCAGAUUUUUCAGUUCCAAACUCACCUCCUGCUGGGGUAAGUCAUACAGCUGCCCAAGCCAGUAAUGUAGACACCCACUGCAAGUCAAACAUUAAUUUAAUUCCUGCAAAACUUUACAGUAGCCAGUUAACUAAUCUAAUGAGUUCAUUCACAAAGUUAAACUUAACAAUGGCAAACUGAAAAACUUGCUUAAAAAUCUUAGUAAUGACCUUUUAUCUCAUUGAGUAUUGUUUCUCUUUUCUAGCUAUUUCAUACUUCUCUUUCUAUGUUUUGCAUGCUGCUAGUGCUUGUGUAUGUAAAUCUGCUUGCUUUCUUUCUUUCUUUCUUUCUUUCUUUCUUUAUCAAGUCUAAAUUUAGUUAUGUAUUUAAUUUAUUACCAUUAGUGCUUUAUGUUUGUUGCUAUUUUUGCUUAUAAUGUUAAUUCUUGUGCAUUAGAUAUCUCACUUUAUUUUGUUUGUGAGAAGAAAACCAAUAAAUCUUGGCACAGGAAAAAAGCCUACAGGGGACAUUUUCUGAUUGGUCAAAAACCUCAUUGUUUACUAUUGUGUGCACGUAUAAAAGAAAGUUAUGACUACUCCUUAAAGAAACUAACAGAUCACCUAAAACUUAAUGCGUCUAAUAUUUUUGAGAUCGUACCUGGAACCCUUAGAAUGCUCAUGCUUCUUCAUGCAAGCAUCUUAUGGCUGGGCAAAUCGGGUAAAUCUCAUACCAGGUAUCUAGGUUGUAAGAAAGUUACAUGUUUUCACGAUUAACAAAUUUUCACAACACCCUUUGGGGGACCUAUCCAGAGUUAAGGAAACAGAAAGAUGUUGUAACAGCUUUUCGCACAUGUAUACUCGAUCUUGCAGGAAUUUGGGCAGUCUACUCCCGAGUUCAGAAAAAGUGCGCGAAAAAUACCAACAUUGUUUAAAAAGAGAAGACUGGAAAAGGAAAUAUCUGCUAACCCUGCAGAGAAAAAACCUGUGCGCUACAGGGCCCCGUCCCCUAGCGACAAAGUUAAUGGAAGAGAUAAUGACUCAGAUGACAGUGCUACAGGAGAAUAUAUUGAGGUAAAAUUUAAUUUAAUCUCAUAUAUUUUUUUGUUUCACUUAACUUUAGUUACCAUCUGCAAAGCUGCAAAUAACAGUCUGUCGUUUAGUCUUCUACACAGCUGUUUUUAGUGUCGUCACGCAACGCUCUUUCCCACAAACGGCAGUUUGUGGGGAGAAGCGUUGCGUGACGACACUUAAAACGGCGGUGGAUCAGACUAUCUAUCUUUGGACAGUGUCUAACUUGAGUAUGCCCAGUGUCCGACAAAAACCCAGCUGCUGUUGGACAUGAUGACCGGGCCUUGCAAGACUAUCAUUUUGAAGCUCAAGAUCUGUACUGGUAACUUGUUCCAUGGUCAGACGGCGUUAGAUUGCGUGACGAGCCAAAAGAACGUCUGCGUGGGAGGCUAUUUGGCAUUUGCUUCUUCUAGUUUAGUGUGCGUAUAGUGGAGGCGCGUGUAGCGAGGUGGAGGUUACAUGAUUCUGUGCUGGGAUUGGCUUCCCAAGCGGAAAAAAUAAAUCUGCCUCGCCUGCUUUGUUCCUGCGAGAAGGAAUGAUCCGCCCACCGUGCAACAACUUCCUUAUUACAGAGAAAUACUCUUUAUCACCAACAAUUUCUUGAUAGUUACACUGAGCUUUCGUAUCCCAUCCAGAUCCCUUCAUCAACGACGUUUGCUGAUAUUCGUAGGCUCGUUUUGAUGAGUCUUCAAAAUUGUUCCAUAGCAAGUGUGCCCUCUCCUUUGGGACUGGCACUAUUGGUCCAUCUUAGAGAGUGGUCCGUCUUAUUUAGCAACAGAACAGGAACGUCAUUUGACGGCGGGAAAGCGCGCGGAAAGGACUAAACUCGACUUCCGGUGCCCAAUUUGCCGCUCUGCCAUUGGUCAAGCAAGUUGUUGGAUUUGCGCGGGCCGUCGUCAACUGACGUUCCCGUUCUGUUGCUAAAUCGGCCUAAGAGUCAGGGACGGCAGGGACCAACUCCAGGUGUCGGUUUUAGCGAGUUGUCUGUUAAGAGAGUUUUUUUUUUGUAUAUUUUGUUUGUUUAGCCUGAAGAUAACCUGCCUCUUCAGGAGGAGCUGUGGUUUCAUGGCACAAUUGAUCGCAAAGAUAUACCUGAACGCCUUAAAAAUAACGGAGACUACCUGGUGAGAGAGAGCUCUACAAAGCCUGGUCAAUUUGUUCUGUCCACGAGGUUUGAAGGCGCAAUAAAACACUUUAUCAUCCAGACCUCUGAUGAUGUGAGUACUGCUUUUUAGCGUUUUGGUUUGUCAUUCCCUCCUUUGCCAUCAUUUUUUUGUUUGUUUGUUUUUCGAAUUGUUCUCAUUCUCUUCUUGUGAUAACCACCGCUAACUGCUGCCUGGUUAGCUCAGCUGGGAGAGCGCCGGUCUGCUGAGCGCGAGGUCGCGGGUUCAAACCCUGGUCGGACCAACACUCAGGGUCUUCAAAUAACUGCGAAGAAAGUGCUGCCUUUGUAAUGACAUCUGCAAACGGUUAGACUUUCUUUGGUCCCGUCUCACAGCACUUUCACUUAUCUGGCUCUUUUGUGGCGUAAAAAGCACCCACACCACUGUUCGAGAAGAAUAGGGAACGUAGACCCUGUGGUGUGGCCAAUCUUUCCUGGACUGGGUGGGUUAUCUGUAAGGAGAGAUCUUAAUAUAGGGAUAACCUGAUGACUCUCCCAUGACCCUCCUUCAAGUGUCGUACUGGCUACCUGUAACUGAACAAUGUACGUAUGUCGUUUCAUAGGGCUUGGUGCGUUUUGAAGACAGGGGGUUCCCCAGUGUCAGGGAACUACUGGAUUAUCACGUGCAAAACAAAAUCAACGUGACCAAGAAAUCCCAGGCCAUAUUGGUCAACCCUGUUUUGAAGGAAAAAGACAAGUGGGAAAUGCGCCGGGAAGACAUCAUUCUCAAGGAUAAACUUGGCCAGGGCCAUUUUGGAGACGUUAUGAAAGGAAUUCUAAAGCCUUCCAAUUUACCAGUGGCCGUGAAAUCAUGCAAGGAGAGUGUUUCUGCAAGUGUGAAGAAGAAGUUUUUAGCAGAAGCAGAGAUUCUGAAGCAGUAUGAUCAUCCAAACAUUGUGAAGCUUAUCGGGGUGUGCGCAGACAGGGAGCCUGUUUUUAUAGGUAAACUAAUUAAUGGGUACCCGACCCGUAACAAUAAUAGCCUGCGUUGCAGCUGUACUUGUCACCCAAUACCUACAAUCAUGGACAAAAGUCUUGGAACACUUGCAUUUCUGGGCGUUUUCCAAUUCACACAGGUCCAACCUCUCCCCUCACCCCACAAACAAUGUUGGACGCGUGUAUCCAGAAUUUUCCCCGAGUUUUAACUUUGUACAGGGUGGGGGGAGGGAAAACUGCCGGAAAAUUUCGAAAAGGAUGCGCUGUUUUAUGAGGGAACCCAGAAUGACAAAAAAAUAAUAUUGCAUUACUGUCCCAAGGACGUUUGUCCGUGAUUGCAGAUAGAGAACUCGAUAUAGUCCAAUAUAUCGGGGAUUUAGAUGGUCUGUGGUGCAGGCUAUAACAGUAACCGGCAAGCAGUUGAAUAUUCUAUAAGCCUCUUUUUGCCUCCCUUCUAACAGGAACUGGCCAAAUACUUAUUUUACACCAUGUCUUAGGUACUCUGCUGAUAGCAGUCCGACUUUUCUCCGUCAAGUUACUUAUCGCAGCAAGCUUGGUCGCAAAACAAGACGUUUUAACAGCAAGGGACUGGAAAGAGACGGCUCGUUUGAAUCCUUCUUGUCCCAAUUUUUAUUUAUUCUUCAUUUACUUAUUUUUUUAUUAUUAUUUUUCCUGACAACAAGCAGUCUAAUUUGCUGCCAUAUCACAUAUUCCGUGUUCUUGGGUCCCUUAUUCGACGCUGAGGGAUCUUUAAUAUGAGUAUAUUCCAGUUUCGAGUUCGCUAUUAAUAAGCGCCCAGGGCGGUUAAUCGAAUAAAUACCGUAUUUCAUUUUCGGUUGGUGGUACAGAGCUGCACUAGGGGCAAUUCCUAAGUCGAUUUAUAACAAACUCUUUCAUGCUGUGUUUACCUUCUAGUGAUGGAGUUUAUGCCCAGUGGAGACUUCCUUUCUUAUCUACGUAAGAAAGGCGCCCAUCUAAAAACCAGAAACCUAAUCAGGUUUAGUGUUGACGCAGCCUCUGGCAUGGAGUACUUGGAGAGCAAGAACUGUAUCCAUCGAGAUCUGGCCGCGAGAAACUGUUUGAUUGGUAGCGACGAUUCACUCAAGAUUUCAGAUUUUGGGAUGUCUCGCGAAGUGGAGGAAGGUAAAUGCAGGUCCUCCCCAGGGCUUUUCGCUAAGAAAAUGGGAGAAGCCCUGGGUACGAGGUUGGUCCAUAUUGGUACGAACUAGGGAACUUAAGCACGCGCCGUUUUUGAGCGACGCACGUGAACCGGAAGGGCACUUUUUGCAAUCUUGAGCUGCGAUUUUGAACAAAUUUUUGGGGCAAAUCGUCUCUUAUAAGAGUUAAGACACUUGACAAUAAAAAUUUGUUAGCGUCAAGGUUUAUUAAAAGACAAAAAGGUUCACUUCCGGUUGUCGUGCGUCGCUCAACGACUUCGCUGCUUAAACUCGCUAUUGAUACUCAGGCGUAUUUCCAGAAACUGAAAAGCCACGAUUUCAUUUGUAAAAUACUGAGAAAUAACGUAUUUCACUAAGAGGUGCCUGGACAUUUUUCUUUUUUUUCAAUUACUGCCAAAAGAGAGACGCUGAAUAAAUAGAGGGAGGGGUUGGGCGGGGAGGGGACGCUUAUUAACCCUUUCACUGCCAAAUAUGACAAAAGGCAAAUUAGACAAAAAUCCCAAAUUUCAUUUUGUAAAUUUUUUUAACACAAAUAACACCACAUGAAAGUACUUCCAAAGAGAUUUCAUUUGAAUGGUCGCACCAUAGGAUUUUGUCCACAGACGUAAAAGUUAGAACCACCCCACAAACUGCAUCAUCCACUCUGGCAGUGAAAGGGUUAAGUUUUUUCCUUAACGAACUGAAGAGGACUCUAUAAGGAGUUCGUAAUAGCGAAAAUAUAGAAGAACAGAUAACGCACAUAAAUUAAUUCUGCAAGCACAAUGGGAUAGGCGUAACGGAGACUAACUUAAUGUCGGAGAAAAUCAUGUUCUUGGCCUUUAAUAGCCUGUACAGCCACCUUCUCAAACAAAAACGACGCUUAUUUUCUAGGCCAGUCGGUAUUUGGGUGCAUCUCAAAUGUUUGUUUCGCUGUUUUGUGAAACUGCGAUUUCACUCAAGUUACGGAACUUAACCUUGAAUUAAACAGGCAGUAGUUUUUGACAGUGGCUGUCACUGUUUCAAAGUUCCAUUUAUAAGGCACUUAAUUGACUGAAUGCCGGAGGGCGGCGAAAACUUAGUCUUUUUUCUCUCUUUUCCUUUUUCUUUUUUCUAUUCAGUAUAUGAAGCUUCAAACAUGAAAGAGAUUCCAGUAAAGUGGACUGCACCAGAAGCCUUGAACUACUUCCAGUACACUACACUAAGCGACAUAUGGAGCUUUGGGGUGUUGCUAUGGGAGACCUUCUCCUACGGAAAUACGCCAUACCCUGGUCUUUCAAACAGAGUAAGGACAAGAAACAUUAUUAUUUUAACACAAUUCACGACACAAAUCAAGACAAAUAACUACUUUGCUAUGUUUUUAUUUCCCUUUUUAAUGCCUUAUGCUGCUUCAACCGCCAUUUUGAAUGGCACGGCACUAGAAUACUGACGAGUUAAAAAGUUUGUUCGAGGACUACUAAACUCAAUACUCCGAACCUUAGACAUUUUAGACUGUAGUGCAGGUGCAGACGUUUUCUACCAGUGGGGUGCCCGUUUAGCUUAGUUGAAAGAGUGCCUGUCUACAACCAAGGUCUUAAAAUGUGGUUAGAUCAUGCUAGCUGUGACUAAAACCCCUUUGUCAGUUCAAAUGAUCGCGUCAUUGGGCGAUGGCGUUAAGCCGUUGACUUCGUCUCCUUUAUCUUUACACAUCAGUUGGAAGGCGACUUUAAAGAACACGUGACAUCGCUCGAAAAUGUUCGAGUUAAAUGCGCGGGGCAGAAAAAGGCAGGCAGACGACAAAUUUCUCCCCUACCUUCCCCACUUCGUUCCCUUAGGCUUUUGCCACCCGUCUGUUUCCUACUCUACCUAAUCUUGUAUGAUUCUAUGGAUAGUGCCUACGUAUUCCUCCCUUAAUCCAAAGUUAGCACUUAGUUCUCACUUUCAGCAAGCUGUUGGGUUCAGGGUGGGGUAGGUGUGCAGUUUCCCGGAAACUUAUUCUGAUCCGAAUACCCCUACAAAAUGCACUUUUACUUGAAUUACAUGAGUUCAACACCUUUGUUGACGCUUGAGAAAAGUGUGAUUGGUUUUCGACUUUUUAAACUGGAGAGGUUACCGUUAGUAAUCUGGUCAAUAUUCUUUAUUCUACGCUCGUCUUUUGUUUCUCACAAAAUAUUAUAUCUUGUUCAGGAAACUCGUGACAAGGUGGAAAAUGGAUAUCGCAUGCCUGCCCCUGCAGAAACUCCGGCCCCAGUUUAUCAGCUCAUGAAGGACUGCUGGACCGUUGAUCCAGAGAAAAGACCACGUUUUUCUGAAAUACUGAGAAGACUGAAGCAAAUCCAAACCCAUAUAUAAUUCAUUACAAAGACCAUAGCCCACGUUUGAACCACCUCAGAUUGAAUCAUUUCAAGAAAAAAAGUUGUAAUACUUUAAAUGUAGUUUAACUUGCAGUAUAAGCAUCUAGAAGGGGUUUAUUUAAAGUAUAUUUUUCGCCUUUAUACAUUUUUAUAGUGCAUCUUAAAUGUCAGUUAAAACUUCAAAUCUGUUUUCCUAUUGUAAAAUUAUUAACAAGGCCUCCUUCUUUUACAGUAAGUUUAAAUCGAAGAGCAUGGCUGAAUUUUUGUCAGGUAAUUGGGGUGCAUAAAUGUUUUGUUAGCAAGUCAACUAGUCCAAAUUGUGUCAUUUUAAGAAGAUAUAUCAAAGGUCUUUACAUUUUUUUAGAGAUGCUUAGAGAUAUAACUACAUUAUAAACUGAAAUAUGUCCCUUAGUUAAAACAUAAAAUAUACUUUGGAGGAAAUUAAGAAUGAAUUUUAAAGGUUAGAAAAUUUUAUUAGGAUGAUAUUAUUACUAGUGAGAGUAGGUUUGAUUUCGUAGGUGUAACAAGCAGUUCAUGGCAAAAGAAAGAGAAUAUACAUUGUACAGAGCAUAAAGCAU
Porites lobata is the source of this 17060-nucleotide messenger RNA. Lineage: Eukaryota; Metazoa; Cnidaria; Anthozoa; Scleractinia; Poritidae. The record is from the annotation of a GenBank genome assembly.